GGGGCGGGGCGGGAGGGGCCGGUCGGUACCUGCGCGGCCGCGGCCUCACCUGGAGCCGCGCGGAGCAGCGGGCGGGGGCGCGGCGCUCGGUAGCGGCGGGGCCAUGCGGGGGUCGCGCUCCGGGCUCUGCCCGCUCCUCCUGCUCCUACUCCUACCGGCUGCCGCCGCCCCGGCCCGGCCGUGCGCUCCCCCGGGGCCAGCAGCCUUUGGGGAUGGCACGAUGCAGCAUGAGGAUGAGGAGCCCCAUGCAGGAGUGGUGGCACCGAGGCACCCUGGGUGGCUGCCUGUGACACCCCAGGACGCCACCAGCCAGCCGGUCCCCGUGCGGAGACGGCGCUCCCUGCAGGAGGUCCCUGAUGUCCCCGGGGCUCUGAGGAGGCAGAAGAGGGACUGGGUGAUCCCUCCCAUCAAGGUCCCUGAAAAUGAGAGGGGCCCGUUCCCCAAAAAGCUGGUUCAGAUCAAAUCCAACCGGGACCGGGAGGCGAAGAUCUUCUACAGCAUUACGGGGCAGGGGGCGGACACCCCCCCCGAGGGCAUCUUCACUAUCGAGAAAGAGACGGGCUGGAUGAAGGUGACGCAGCCGCUGGACCGGGAGCACAUGGACAAGUACCACCUCUUCUCCCACGCCGUGUCCGAGAACGGCAAGCCCGUGGAGGAGCCGAUGGAGAUCAUAGUGACGGUGACGGACCAGAACGACAACAAGCCCCAGUUCACGCAGGAGGUGUUUAGGGGCUCCGUGCCUGAGGGUGCUUUGCCAGGCACCUCGGUGAUGCAGGUGAACGCCACGGAUGCAGAUGAUGCUGUGGAAACCUACAACGGUGUCCUUGCCUACUCCAUCCUCAGCCAGGAGCCACGGGAGCCCCAUCCCCACAUGUUCACCGUCAACAGGGCCACCGGCACCCUCAGCGUCAUUGCCAGCGGCCUCGACCGCGAGCGCGUGCGGGAGUACACGCUGACUGUGCAGGCGGCCGACCUGGAUGGCGAGGGGCUGACCACAACAGCACUGGCCGUGAUUGAGAUCACAGAUGUGAACGACAACGCCCCCGAGUUUGACCCCAAAACGUACGAGGUGGCCGUGCCGGAGAACGAGGCUGGGCUGGAGGUGGCCCGGCUGCUCACCAUGGACCUGGAUGAGCCCCAGACGCCGGCGUGGCGCGCCGUCUACUCCAUCGUGCGCGGCAACGAGGGCAGCGCCUUCACCAUCACCACUGACCCUGCCAGCAACGAGGGCGUCCUGCGGACGGCCAAGGCUCUGGACUACGAGGCCAAGCGACAGUUUGUGCUCCACGUGGCCGUGGCGAACGAGGCCCCCUUCGCCGUCAAGCUGCCGACGGCCACAGCCACGGUAACGGUCAGCGUGGAGGAUGUGAACGAGGCACCUGCCUUUGACCCCCCGGUGCGGCUUGCCCAGGUGGCGGAGGACGCGCCGCUGGGGCAGCCCCUCGCCUCCUACACGGCCCAGGACCCCGACAGAGCCCAGCGGCAGCGCAUCAAGUACGUGGUGGGCAGCGACCCUGCGGGCUGGCUGGCCGUGCACCCGGAGAACGGGCUCAUCACGGCGCGGGACCACCUGGACCGCGAGUCACCCUUCGCCAAGAACAGCACCUACAUGGCCGUGCUGCUGGCCGUGGAUGACGGUUCUCCCCCUGCCACGGGCACUGGCACCCUGCUCCUCACCCUGCUGGACGUGAAUGACCACGGCCCUGAGCCUGAGCCCCGCAACAUCGUUGUCUGCAACCGCAGCCCCGUGCCCCAGGUCCUCACUGUCAUCGACAGGGACCUGCCCCCCAACACGGGUCCCUUCCGUGCCGAGCUGAGCCACGGCUCGGGGGACAGCUGGGCGGUGGAGGUUGGUGACACAGGUGACACCGUCACCUUGCGGCUGACGGAGCCGCUGGAGCAGGAGGAGUACAGCGUCUACCUGCGGCUCUUCGACCGCCAGGGCAAGGACCAGGUCACCGUCAUCAAGGCGCAAGUGUGCGACUGCCAGGGGCGGGUGGAGAGCUGCGCCUACGAGCCGCAGACGGCCACCGGCGUGCCCAUCAUCCUCGCUGUCCUGGGCGCCUUCCUGGCUUUUCUGAUCAUCCUGCUGCUGCUGCUGCUCUUUGUGAGGAGGAGAAAGGUGGUGAAGGAGCCGCUGCUGCUGCCUGAGGAUGACACGCGGGACAAUGUCUUCUACUACGGGGAGGAGGGUGGGGGCGAGGAGGACCAGGACUAUGACCUGAGCCAGCUGCACCGCGGCCUGGAUGCCCGCCCCGAGGUGAUCCGCAACGACGUGGCCCCCCCGCUGAUGGCAGCCCCCCAGUACCGGCCUCGUCCUGCCAACCCCGAGGACAUCGGCACCUUCAUCGACGAGAACCUGAAGGCGGCUGACACAGACCCCACGGCCCCCCCCUACGACUCCCUGCUGGUGUUCGACUACGAAGGCAGUGGUUCGGAGGCCGUCUCGCUCAGCUCCCUCAACUCUUCCGACUCCGACCAGGACCAGGACUACGACUACCUCAACGAAUGGGGCAACCGCUUCAAGAAGCUGGCGGAGCUCUACGGCGGCGGGGAGGACGAUGAGUAGGGCCCCCCCCGGCCCCCCGUGCUGCUGCUCCUGCUGCCGAAAGCCUUACCCCUGCCUGUGCCUUGGGGCCAGCGCUGCCCCCUCCCUCCCGCACUCCCUGUGAUGCCUUCUGCAUCCGCUGAAGUGGCCUCAGCUUCCUCCUGUGUAUUUUUUAAUGAAAUAAAUGUAGUGUGAUGAUACAGAUGGGCUAAGCUGGGUUAUGUAGAAGUUUUAAUAAAGGAUGUGGAUUUCUUUUUUA
Cygnus olor (mute swan) is the source of this 2807-nucleotide messenger RNA. It is a transcript of the gene CDH3, whose product is annotated as cadherin 3. NCBI's taxonomy places the organism in Eukaryota, Metazoa, Chordata, Aves, Anseriformes, Anatidae. Gene Ontology annotation, cellular component: adherens junction; plasma membrane; cytoplasm. Gene Ontology annotation, biological process: multicellular organism development; cell morphogenesis; adherens junction organization. The coding region runs from base 104 to 2569 and encodes 821 amino acids. Gene Ontology annotation, molecular function: cadherin binding; calcium ion binding. The record is from RefSeq and is a predicted model, not a curated record. The transcript is spliced from 15 exons.